AUGCGCAACAGCGAGCUCCUGCUGAGGUACGUCGCCAUCGCCUUGGGGGAGCCAACAAUGAGCGGCCAGAGCGUGUCGUUGAUAAACACAUCAUCGUCACUGGUGCUGCUGUGUCGUUGGCGGAUGCCGCCACUGCCUUCUCCGCCCAAGCCGCCAACACCAACACCAGCAACACCGCCACUGCCGCAGGCAUUGCCGUUUGUUGAGGCGGCCUGCAGUUGCAGGCGCGCUGCGGAGAGCCGAUUGCACAUCUGCACCAGUGACUCCAGCGCGCUGUCCCGCACUGCCUUCACCUUGUCGAAGAGCACAUCGACAAGCAGUGGUAGCAGCCCAUCCUUCGCGAAGCGAUGCAGGGGGUUGACGCCGUCCUCCGCCAUCACGACGCCACUCGGCCGUCCGCCAGCAACGCUGCUUUCACGCACACUCGCCUCAAGCGUGUGA
Molecule: messenger RNA, 441 nt
Organism: Trypanosoma grayi
Lineage: Eukaryota; Euglenozoa; Kinetoplastea; Trypanosomatida; Trypanosomatidae
Exons: 1
Coding region: 1-441 (146 amino acids)
Source: RefSeq, a predicted model, not a curated record